CUCCGCUGCGGUCAGGUGAUCCGGUGCCGAGCAGCUGUGCAGCCUCCUCUCUCUCACCAUCAGACAACGGGAGUCACCGGCGCCGAUCACACUCCUCCUCCUGCUCCUCUCGCCCCCGACGUCCAAAGCGUCGGCUUUUUUGUUUUGAACGCCUCUCGGUUGAAAUCGCUGCCCCGUAGGAGCGUCGCGUCCGCGGAUCGACAUGUGGGACCGAGUCGCCUUCCUGCUGCUGGCCGCCGCCGCCACCUCGGCUCUGUCCGCCGAGGUGCCUACAGAUGUUUCUAUGGGUCUGUUGGCAGAGCCCCAGGUGGCCAUGUUUUGCGGCAAACUCAACAUGCACAUCAAUGUGCAGAGCGGCAAGUGGGAGCCGGACCCCUCCGGCACCAAGAGCUGCAUCGGCACCAAGGAGGGCAUCCUGCAGUACUGCCAGGAGGUGUACCCAGAGCUCCAGAUCACCAAUGUAGUGGAGGCCAACCAGCCAAUCAGCAUCCAGAACUGGUGCAAGAAGGGCCGCAAGCAGUGUCGCACACACAUGCACAUCGUUGUGCCCUACCGCUGCCUGGUCGGAGAGUUUGUGAGUGAUGCUCUGCUCGUUCCGGACAAGUGCAAGUUCCUGCACCAGGAGCGCAUGGACCAGUGUGAGAGCCACCUGCACUGGCACACUGUAGCCAAGGAGUCCUGCGGAGACCGCACCAUGAAUCUCCACGACUACGGGAUGCUGUUGCCGUGCGGCAUCGACCGCUUCCGAGGAGUGGAGUUUGUGUGCUGCCCCGUCGAGACGGAGCGCGACGCCGACAGCGCCGAGCAGGACGCUGACGACUCUGAUGUCUGGUGGGGCGGUGCCGAGACCGACUACUCUGACAACAGUAUGGUGCGGGAGCCCGAGCCAGCAGAGAAGCAAGAGGAAGCCAGGCCAUCUGCGGUAGUGCAGGGCGACGAAAAGGAGGAGGAGCAGGAGGUGGUGGCCGAGGAGAAGGACGAGGAAGAAGAAGAUGAGGAGGUGGACGACGACCCGCUGGACGACGACCAGGACGGAGAUGGAGAAGAGGACGAAGAGGCAAUGGACGAAGAGGACGAAGAGGAGGGAGAUGACGAGGACAUCGUCGACAUGCUCGACGACAACGAGGAUGCCGACGAGCCCACCACCAAUGUUGCCAUGACAACCACCACCACCACCACCACCACUGAGUCUGUCGAGGAAGUUGUCAGGGAUGUGUGCUGGGCCAAUGCAGAGACCGGUCCUUGCCGGGCCAUGCUGCCGCGCUGGUACUUUGACCGACAGGAGGGCCGCUGUGCUCAGUUUAUCUACGGCGGCUGCGGGGGCAACAGGAAUAACUUUGAGUCCGAGGAGUACUGCCUGUCUGUCUGCAGCAGCGUCAUACCCACAGCCACGCCCAGCUCCCCCGACGCCGUGGACCACUACCUGGAGACGCCCACCGACGAAAACGAACACGCCCACUUCCAGAAGGCCAAGGAGAGCCUGGAGGCCAAGCACCGCGAGAGGAUGUCCCAGGUGAUGAGAGAGUGGGAGGAGGCCGAGAGGGAGGCCAAGAAUCUUCCACGUGCCGACAAGAAGGCUGUCAUCCAGCGUUUCCAGGAGAAGGUGGAGGCGCUGGAGCAGGAGGCGGCCAGCGAACGCCAGCAGCUGGUGGAGACCCACAUGGCCCGGGUGGAGGCUCUGCUCAACGAUCGCCGUCGCCUGGCUCUGGAGAGCUACCUGACCGCCCUGCAGCAGGACCCGCCGAGGCCCCGUCACGUCUUCAGCCUGUUGAAGAAGUACGUGCGCGCCGAGCAGAAGGACAGGCAGCACACCCUCAAACACUUUGAGCACGUCCGCAUGGUGGACCCCAAGAAGGCAGCCCAGAUUAGACCUCAGGUGCUGACCCACCUGCGUGUCAUCGAGGAGCGUAUGAACCAGUCUCUGGGACUUCUCUACAAGGUGCCCGGCGUGGCCGACGAUAUCCAGGACCAAGUCGAGCUCCUGCAGAGGGAGCAGGCGGAGAUGGCCCAGCAGCUGGCCAACCUGCAGACGGACGUGAGGGUGAGCUACGGCAACGACGCCCUGAUGCCCGACCAGGAGCUGGGAGAUGGACAGACGGACUUUUUGCCCCAGGAAGACACUCUUGGCCUGGCCGGAGUCGGCUUCAUCCACCCCGAGAGCUUCAACCAGCCCAACACCGAGAACCAGGUCGAGCCAGUGGACUCUCGCCCUAACCUUGACAGAGGCAUCCCCACACGGCCAGUGACUGGAAUGAAGAUGGAGGCUUUCCCCGAGCUGCGGAUGGAGACGGAGGACAGACAGAGCACUGAAUACGAAGUUCACCACCAGAAACUGGUCUUCUUCGCCGAGGACGUGGGCUCCAACAAGGGCGCCAUCAUCGGCCUGAUGGUCGGAGGGGUCGUCAUAGCGACCGUGAUCGUCAUCACCCUGGUGAUGCUGAGGAAGAAGCAGUACACGUCCAUCCACCACGGAGUCAUCGAGGUGGAUGCUGCCGUCACCCCCGAGGAGCGCCACCUGUCCAAGAUGCAGCAGAACGGUUACGAGAACCCCACCUAUAAGUUCUUUGAGCAGAUGAAUUGAGGAGAAUGUCACGUUUACACACACACACACACACACAUACACACACACACACACACACACACGCUCAUAAACACACACACUCAUAAACACACACACUCAAACAUUUUCCUUCCCACACAUCACUCACCUCUCCUCCCCUCCCACCCCCCCUCCCGACUAGUCCCACGUCUCCAAUAAGGCGGCCGAGAUCAUAGAGUGACUGAAAUAGUCCGUUACGAGUGACUGUAGUCUGGGUUUUCUUUCAGACUUGCCUGGGCGGACGCCAGUUUGCACCGAGUUCGUUCACUUUAUUGGAGGAAGUAGCCUUUUAAUUUAAGAAAGGGUGGGGGGGUUUAAAUAUGUCGCUCCGUCUGGGCCUGCUGGUGUAUAGAAAGAGGCCCCGCCCAGUGCAUUGCAAACAAACCCACCCAUGGGGGAAGGAAGCGGGUUCUCUCCACACUGAUUCAGGGCCAGUGUAUAGUUGGGGUUGUUUUUUUUUGUUUUAGUGUUUUUUUGCUGGCUUGGGGAAGUUUAAGGUGUUGACUUGUGUAGGCGAAAUCUGACCACUGAUCAGUCGGACAAGAGGCGCACGCUGACCUGGGCCUCGUUUACAGGAGCUGCUUAGCAUGUAGGUGACUCAUCAGAUCAUUCGUUUGUUUCCAUCAUAUUCUCUGUAAUGAAAUAUAGGUUUUUAAAUCCAGCAUCAUCUCUUUUUGUAAACGAGGCCCAGUGAUUCUCCUCCUACUGCACCACCACUGCACUCACUCUACAGUCUACACUGGAGUAUAAGUGAACCUCCUCCUCCCCUCCUCCCCUCCCUCCCUCCCUCCUCUUUUCUUUGUGCAUUCUUACGACAGCUGGGCUGUGUUAAGCCACACGAGGCUCUUAAGGAUAUUUGGAGAUUGCUAAUGAUGAUGAAUUAUGUUGAUGACGACAACGACGGUAAUUCCUACGUAUUUCUGAAUGAGUUGUUUUUGAUUUAGAGUUUUUUCUCUUAUCGUUUCCAGUUUUGUUUUUCAAAAAAGAAUGAAAAAAUAAAAAAUCAGCCAAUGUAAAGUCCUUUUUUUAAAUUGCGUGUAAUGUUACUGAAGUAAUGCUCAAGUCUUAGCUGUUCCUAUGUAGUGCAUGACAACGGGAUUUGGAAAAAAAAGAUCUUAAGGCUGCUCUCUCUCUCUCUCUCUCUCUCUCUCGAGAUCCUUUCUCACAUAUAGAUUGUCAUUCUAGCAAGAUUGUACAUUUAGUAUCUUCUCGUGAUCACGUGACUUCAAACAAAUGAUGAAGAAUAUAUAUGAAUCUAGAUGAUCAGGCUCUGCUUUGAUAUCAUGUAAACUACACAUUUAAAAGAGAUCUGUGAUUUUGGAAUUUAAGUGUGUUUGUCAUUUCUUUAAAAAAAAGAAGAAAAAAAAAGGUCUUUUCAUGCUACGUUCCUGAAGCUACAGGAGAGGGGUGGGGGAUGGCUUUUUCUGUUUGCAUAUUGUUCUCACUCACUGAAAAAUAUUGUGUUCAAAAUCCUCAUGCAUCUGCGCUUUCAGAAAUCACCCUAUUUAAUUUUUGCUUUUUUUUAUCCAUGUUUCUGUGUUUUUUGAAAAGGGCUUGUCACGGGGGUGAAGGUUACACGGAGAGCUGGAAAAAUUGCGAAGCGGUUGGGAUGGGUGAGGGGUUGUCUCUGCGUCCGCGUGUUUUGUCAUUUUCCGUCUGGUGUUUCGUCCGGUUGCACGUCAACGCUGUUUCUUUUCUGUUUUUUUUUUCUUCUUAUCAUUUCUGCUUUCUGUUGAUAAAACAGGUGAAUUGCUGAGAGGAGGAAGGAGGAGGAAGGAGGAGGGCGAGGUAGAGAGGAAAUGACUUGCAGUUCCGGAUGGAUAGCCAGCCAGGCAGGCAGUCUGUGUAUAUAAUGGAUUUUCACUUCCCCCAGCACCUCCCUUCCCCUCCCCUCCCCUUCCUCCUUCGCCUUCCCUUCACUUCAGGCGAUGCUCCUCACCUCUCUGCCAUCAACGCACACUCGGCUCCUCGCAGGCACAGAACUGGAGUCCGUAUAUAGGUAAUAGGCGUUCACCGUAAAAAGAGAGAGCCCAGAGCGAGUCGGGGUUGAAAGCAGAGGAUCAGAUAUUGGUCUGAGGUAAAUCCCCCCCUCCCUUUGUUCAUCUUCAUACAGUCAGCUCACGUGACAGAUUAGUCCCCAUCCCAACAUUACACAAAGAAAUACAGUGUGACCUCUCACUCUGUUUGUGCGGCUGAUGGCGAGUAAGAUCUGUGCAGAGACAUGGAGGCUGCAGCGAGGCGGGCCGGUGGUGUUCGGAGGGUGCUCGUGUCGUGAGAAGCCCGACAGAGGGCAGUAGAGUAGAGGAGGAAGCAGGAUUUUCUUUCCAUCUUCUUUUCUUUCUCUGUGGGUAAUAUAUUGUUUUUUGUUUUCCACUGUGUAAUAUUGUGCAGGCCAUUUGCAUUGACUGGGAAAACGCUUUCUACACUGUAUUCCAUAAUAAAGUUUUGAAUGUA
Messenger RNA from Scophthalmus maximus (turbot), 5053 nucleotides. It is a transcript of the gene appa, whose product is annotated as amyloid beta (A4) precursor protein a. Gene Ontology annotation, cellular component: early endosome; plasma membrane; Golgi apparatus. The transcript has 17 exons. NCBI's taxonomy places the organism in Eukaryota, Metazoa, Chordata, Actinopteri, Pleuronectiformes, Scophthalmidae. The coding region runs from base 203 to 2581 and encodes 792 amino acids. Gene Ontology annotation, biological process: central nervous system development; axonogenesis. Gene Ontology annotation, molecular function: signaling receptor binding; heparin binding; signaling receptor activator activity. The record is from RefSeq and is a predicted model, not a curated record.